GGCGAUAAACGAAAGAGAUAUUCUCUCCCUCCCUUUCUUCUUCUUCUUCUUCUUCCAAUCUCUCUUUUUUCUCGUUUGGACGAACAAUUUCGAUGAACCUGACGUUGUUAAUUCAUGAAAUAAACAUUACCCACGACGGAGAAUUUCUCAAUUAGACGAACGGCUAAUCGCUCUUCAUUUCAGGUGGGUCAAGGAAAUACAUCAGGGCUGAAAGUUUCUGAAAAGCAGAUAUAAACAUUAUUGAUUGCUCAAGUUCUCUGGCAGACUUUGCUAUGUUUGUGUCUAUUAUGAGAAAAUAGAAAUGUCUGUUUCCAAUCAAGAAGAAAGGCGAGAGAAUCCAACUGACUGGUACCCAUUGCUCCUGGAGCAAAAGGAAACCGGCGGUAAUCAUGAGCAUGUUAUUAAUAUAGGAAAAGGUUGCGAUGCUUCUACUUCGAGUUCGCCCAGAAGUGCUACUUCUCAGGGCUUGAAUCUAAACCAACAUGAAGAUGGAUCGUCAAAUAAUGCUCUUGUUCAGAAUAACUUAGUUUCACCCACAUUGAAUGAAUCGAUCUCCAGGAGCUCCUCACUUUCGCGAAGAGGGAAUGGGUCUGGCCGACGACAUUGGAGCCCGUUUAACACCUUGAUGUGGCUCUCUAUUGAGCUAGUAUUCACUCUUAGCCAAAUUACUGCAGCUAUUGUGGUAUUGUCUAUAUCGGGAGAUGAGAAUCCACAAGCUCCGUUGUUUGCUUGGAUUUUGGGUUAUGCAGUUGGUUGUGCAGCUAGCCUUCCCAUACUUUGCUGGCGUUAUCUUCACCGCAAUCAUCAAUUUGAACAAGCAGCAGCACCACAACGUCAGGCUUCUCCCAGAGGAAGCCCUGGACCGGAGUCCAAUUCUUAUAUAACAAUCUCAUUAUCUCGGAACUCAGAAGAUGAAGAUGGUCAGAACUUGUCUUCAGGCGCAUGGGCUAAUCAAGGAACUAGAGCUACAGAUGAUAGCAGGUUCAUUGCAAUUAUGGACCAUUUUAAGAUGGCAUUAGACUGUUUCUUUGCAGUAUGGUUUGUGGUUGGCAAUGUAUGGAUAUUUGGAGGCAACUCGUCGUCUGCAGAGGCUCCCAAUUUGUACAGGCUAUGUAUUGUGUUUCUUACAAUAAGCUGCAUUGGAUAUGCAAUGCCUUUUAUUUUAUGCUCGAUGAUAUGUUGUUGCUUGCCUUGUAUAAUAUCAAUGUUGGGUGUUCGUGAUGAUAUGAACGGUAUGAGAGGUGCAUCUGAAGAAACUAUUAAUGCUUUGCCAACACAUAAUUUCAAGUCCAAGGACAAAGGUAGUAGUGUUAGUAGCAGAGAUAGUACUUCAAGUGUUGAUGAAGGAGGACUUCUAGCAGCUGGAACUGAAAAAGAGCGUGCUAUUUCUGGGGAAGAUGCUGUUUGUUGCAUAUGCUUGGCAAAAUAUGCAAAUAACGACGAAUUGAGGGAGCUUCCUUGCACUCAUAUAUUUCAUACAGAGUGUGUAGACAGAUGGCUUAAGAUAAACGCUUCUUGCCCCUUGUGCAAAUUUGAAAUACACGAUGCUUGUACUGAUUCAGCACCCGAAUCUGGUCCUAGUUAGUAGCAAAGGUGAAAGUAUAUAUAUAUAUAAAGUAGAAAGGAGGUUCUUAUAUUGUGAUUUCGCUCGCAGCCCCCAAACUCCUUUCUAGCUGAAGAACUACAAUCCUUUCGUUUUACUUCGAUUUUUACUUACAUUUGUCAUGAAACCAGAGUUGUACAGUUAUAGUCUAAACUUGCUCAUUGAGCUUGUACAAUAAAAGUUUUCUAUAGAGUUAUUUCUCUGUAAAUACAAUGCCUUGGUAUUUUUCUGGAAGAUAUCCAGAAUCAAUGUACUGAUGCAAUGUAUGACUACUUUCUUUACUCUAUAAUAUAUCCAGAAUAAUUUAUACA
Molecule: messenger RNA, 1914 nt
Organism: Impatiens glandulifera
Lineage: Eukaryota; Viridiplantae; Streptophyta; Magnoliopsida; Ericales; Balsaminaceae
Product: E3 ubiquitin-protein ligase At1g63170-like
Exons: 5
Coding region: 302-1585 (427 amino acids)
Source: RefSeq, a predicted model, not a curated record